AAAGUAGUGAAGAAGGGUUGUUGUUGCUUGUCAUCUGGUAUCACUGUGCAUGCAUACGUUAGCCUAUUGUAAAUCUUAUGAAUUUCAUAAAUUAUUUUAUAUAUCUUUUUUUACUGCGUGUUUGACAAUAAUUAAGUCAGAAAAGCGUCGGCUCACACAAGGAUGUUUAUCUUAACGAAAAGCGGACUCCGAAAAUUUAUGAUAAGCCGUGGAGGGGUGGCACUAACACAGCAGUUAGCUAGGAGUACCGCGGCUCUCUACGAUACCGCCGAAUAUCAAUAUAUGCAGAUAAGCAAGGUUCCAACGUUGCACUUUCAACCGUCUUUGCCUCGUUUACCGAUACCGAAACUCGAAGACUCGUGCAGGAGGUAUCUGAACGCGCAGAAACCUCUGCUGGACGGCAAGGAAUUGCAGAACACGUCGUCCUGCGUCUCGAAAUUCCUCGCCAGCGAGGGGCAGAGUUUGCAAAAGAUAUUGGUGCAAAGUAAUGCCGAGAAUCCGCACACCAGUUACAUCAGCGAACCCUGGUUCGACAUGUAUUUGCGGGACCGCAAACCCCUGCCGGUCAAUUACAAUCCCUUCUUAGUUUAUGUGCCGGAAUCCGAUCCGAAGUACGAUGCUCAAUUAGUAAAGGCGACAAAUCUUGUCGUAUCGUCGUUGAGAUUCUUAAAGUCGCUCAAGAAUAACGUUCUAGAGCCGGAGGUGUUUCACAUGAAACCCGAGAAGUCGGAUACUCAGCUAUUCCGCAACGUCACAAGACUGAUCCCAUCUCGCUUCAGUUGGUACGGCGCUUAUCUAUUUAAGGCUUUUCCAUUAGAUAUGUCCCAAUACAAGAAUCUAUUCAACACAACUAGAAUACCAGAGUUAGGAAAAGAUAGAAUCUUCCACGAUCCCUCAGCCAGACAUUUGGUUGUACUGAGGAAUGGCCAUUUCUACGCGUUCGACGUUUUGGAUGCGAACGAUUCCAUUCGUAGCCCCAAAGAGAUAGCUGCGUCUCUGAAGACCAUUCUGGCGGACGAUAGGCCACCGAACGGACAUCCCGUGGGCGUUCUUACAUCGGCGGAGAGGGAUCGAUGGGCACGGGCACGCUCGCAUUUAGUCGAAACGGGAAAUCGCGAGGUUCUCCAGAAAAUCGAUUCGGCCGUAUUCGUAUUGAUCUUAGACGAUGAAAUCAUGGGUACCGACUAUAAAAAGCUAAUCAGAUCGUAUUUACAUACAGACGGUACCAACCGGUGGUUUGACAAGUCGUUUUCUCUCAUUGUCUCGAAGGAUGGUUACGGUGGAAUCAACUUUGAGCACUCGUGGGGCGACGGUGUCGCGGUGCUCAGAUACUUUCAAGACGUGAAAGCCGACAUAUCGAAGAAACCUAGAUUCCAUCCUAACGACGUGGAUGAUCUUUCUGACGUAAGCGCAAACGUAGAGAGACUAGAUUUCUCUAUAGACGCGAAGAGCGAAAGUAUCAUCGAUCAGCAGAAAGCGGAUUAUCAAGCGUGGGUGAACCGACUGUGCGUCGACUUUCUAAUUAACGAAGAGUUCGGUAAGGAUCAAUGUAAGAAGCUCGGGGUAAGUCCGGAUGCCGUGAUGCAGCUGGCAUUUCAGUUGGCGUUGUACACCCUAGAAGGCAAAUUGGUACCGACUUAUGAAUCUUGCAGCACAGCUGCAUAUAAGCACGGCAGAACCGAAACGAUCAGACCCUGCACACUGCAGACUAAAGCGAUCUGCGUCGCUAUGAGUCAGAAGCAGGUCGAGCUUUCUAAAUCAGAGCUAAAAAAAAUGAUACUUGAUUGCAGUAAAGCUCACAACCUGCUCACGAAAGAGGCCGUAAUGGGCGAGGGAUUCGACAGACAUCUAUUCGCGCUGAGAAGGAUUUCAGAGAAAUCGGGCGCCACUAAGCCAGCCAUUUUUCAAGAUCCAGCCUACGAUGCUUUGAAUUACAAUAUAUUGUCUACGUCUACUUUAUCGAGUCCAGACGUAAUGGCUGGUGGAUUUGGACCAGUGGUAUCCGACGGCUAUGGAAUCGGGUAUAUGAUCCAGGAUAAACGUUUGGGUUCAGUCGUGACGAGUUACGACGGCAGUCGUAACGCUGGUCAAUACGUGCAAGCACUAGCACAUGCGUUCAAGAAUAUCCACGAUGUGUUGCAGACGUAAUACAAGAAUUAUCUUUACAUAAUUUGCUAGAUAUAUUACUAAUUACAUCUUUGUUUGGAUGUACCUUUGCCGAGAAGAUCAUUGACAGAUAUUAUAUAAUAUUGUACAUUUACAAGAAUGUUUAUAAUCCAUGUUAUUCAUGUCAGAGGUAGGCACUCGUUCGAGAUUUUAAACUAGAGAAAGCAAUAACGAUGACAACUAUUACCUCUGAUAAUCGGACAUUUUUAUACAAUUGUUAAAUAAAUAUUUUUAAUACUUUUAAA
Wasmannia auropunctata (little fire ant) is the source of this 2411-nucleotide messenger RNA. RefSeq names its product carnitine O-palmitoyltransferase 2, mitochondrial (gene CPT2). The transcript has 7 exons. Gene Ontology annotation, biological process: fatty acid beta-oxidation. Bases 163 to 2148 code for a protein of 661 amino acids. Gene Ontology annotation, cellular component: mitochondrion. Lineage: Eukaryota; Metazoa; Arthropoda; Insecta; Hymenoptera; Formicidae. Gene Ontology annotation, molecular function: carnitine O-palmitoyltransferase activity. The record is from RefSeq and is a predicted model, not a curated record.